Cryptotermes secundus is the source of this 1651-nucleotide messenger RNA. RefSeq names its product stabilin-1. The record is from RefSeq and is a predicted model, not a curated record. Lineage: Eukaryota; Metazoa; Arthropoda; Insecta; Blattodea; Kalotermitidae.
GUGAAUGACGACGUGAUUGUUGCUCCCUCCAGCUGAGACCCCUGUGCCGGCCGCCCCCCAGAACCCGUGCCAGCCUUCUCCGUGUGGACCCAACGCUGCUUGCCAGGUAUCAGGGGACGGGCCAUCAUGCUCUUGCCUACCCGAUUACACGGGCUCUCCGCCCAACUGUCGUCCGGAAUGCGUGAGCAAUAGCGAAUGCGCAAGUCACCUGGCAUGCAUGAACCUCAAGUGCCGAGACCCAUGUCCCGGAUCGUGCGGAGCCAAUGCAGAAUGUCGAGUGGUGAGCCACACGCCCACCUGCGUGUGUGUUGCGGGCUUCACCGGAGACCCGUUCACGCAGUGCGUGGUGCAGCAACCGGAGCAGCUUCCACAGGAGAGACCGACCCCCUGCGUACCGUCCCCAUGCGGACCGAACGCAGUGUGUAGGGAACAGAACGGCGCAGGAUCGUGCACCUGCCUUCCCGACUAUGUGGGUAACCCGUACGAAGGCUGUCGACCGGAAUGUGUGUUGAACACGGACUGCGCACCCAACCGAGCCUGUAUACGGAACAGGUGUCAGGAUCCUUGUCCGGGCACUUGCGGGCCGAACGCCGACUGCCAGGUGGUGAACCACUUACCAUCUUGCACUUGUCGGCCCGGCUACACCGGCGACCCCUUCAGAUACUGCACCCUUCAACCACCGGAACCUGUGCAAGCAGAGCCCGGGGAUCCGUGCAACCCGUCGCCUUGCGGUCCGAACAGCCAAUGUAGACAAGUGAACGGACAGGGCGUGUGCUCAUGCCUGCCCAAUUACAUCGGUAGCCCGCCGGGCUGCCGACCCGAGUGUGUGGUGAGCUCGGAGUGUCCUCAGAACAGAGCCUGCCUGAAUCAGAAGUGCGUUGACCCGUGUCCCGGGCCUUGCGGACAGAAUACCCGCUGCGAGGUGAUCAACCACAGUCCGAUUUGUAGCUGUCGCCAGGGUUUUACCGGCGAUCCCUUCUCCAGAUGCUUCACCAUCCCACCUCCACCCCCGCGUCCAGCUGCCCCAGUGGUCGUGGACCCUUGCGUACCGUCUCCGUGCGGACCGAACUCCCAAUGCCGAGAUAUUGGAGGUGCCCCGUCCUGCUCUUGCCUAGCUAAUUACAUGGGAGUUCCUCCGAACUGCCGGCCCGAAUGCAGCAUUAACUCCGAAUGUCCCAGCAACAGAGCGUGCAUGAGGGAGAAGUGUCGCGACCCGUGUCCGGGAUCUUGCGGCGCAGGAGCCCAGUGCAGCGUCAUCAAUCACACGCCAGUGUGCACUUGUCCGGAAGGAUAUACAGGAGAUCCCUUCACCAACUGCUUCCCGAAACCACCGCCACCUGCCGAACCGGUGCAGUCCGACCCAUGUAACCCGUCGCCUUGCGGCCCGAACGCCCAGUGUCAGGAUGGAACUUGCACUUGCUUGCUGGAAUACCAAGGUGACCCGUAUUCCGGUUGUCGCCCCGAAUGCGUCCUCAGUACAGACUGUCCGAGAAACAGGGCGUGCAUCCGAAACAAAUGCGCCGACCCCUGCCCGGGCACAUGUGGCCAGGGGGCCACGUGCGACGUCGUGAACCACAUCCCGAUAUGCAGCUGCCCACAGGGCACAUCUGGAAAUCCAUUUGUGCAAUGCAGACCCGUACCGCGUACGUAA